This is a messenger RNA of Panicum virgatum (switchgrass), 975 nucleotides long. RefSeq lists its product as uncharacterized. NCBI's taxonomy places the organism in Eukaryota, Viridiplantae, Streptophyta, Magnoliopsida, Poales, Poaceae. The coding region runs from base 373 to 837 and encodes 154 amino acids. The transcript is spliced from 4 exons. The record is from RefSeq and is a predicted model, not a curated record.
GUUGACUUCCACUCCACUUCCUACUACCAGUCUACUCCUACUCCUACAGCCCUACUAGUACUCCUCAACGAAAGGGGGCCCCCGGGCCACGCAGCUGCUGCUGCCUUCCAUUCCAUGGCACGCCCGCUGCACGACCCGCACCCAUCCCUGUACUGGAACCACCUAACCCCCCACGACUCCAUCCUCGCGUGCCACGGAAAGGCACGGAAGAAACAUUCCCACUCCACUCUCGGCCUCACGCUUCCGAGCGGCCGAGCCCCCCUCUGCUCUCUAUAAAUACGUACGUCUCGCCCGUCACCUUCCCCUGACCCGCAGCUCGGCUGAACGCUCUGCUACGAUCGACUCCCCCGCUAGGCUCGGAGUUCGGCGGCCAUGAAGAAGGUGCGGGCGAGGCGGCAGCGCGUGCCGGCGUUCGGGGAGUGGAACUACGACUACGGCGGCGCCGGUGACUGGCCGGUCACCCAGUACUUCGACUCCGCCAUGCAGGCCGCCGGGCUGGUCGUCGCGAUACCGCCCUCGACCAAGCCACCCAAAAAGGCGGUGAAGUGGAGUGACAGUGCCACACUGGAGGCGGAGGGCGAGAAGCAGCGGCAGGCGGUGGUGGCGGGGCUGGGCGAGCAGGGCGCCGUGAAGAAGCAGGGGAAGCAGAGCCGGGUGGCCGACGCCGGGGCCCACGCCUCAUCCCCUGCGUACAAGGCGUGCCGGGUGGCCGUCAAGGCCGUGGACCAGGACCUCUACCAGAUCCCACCCGACAUGCUCUGCCACGAGCCCAGGAAGAGGGUGACGAGGAGGAGGAGCGUGUGGAUGGGCUGCCUGGGGUUCAGCUGCAUCGCCUAGGGAUCCGCCGCACCGCCUGCCCGAUGACUGCUCAUCAUGAGUCGCCAGCCGCCUUGUUCUCGUGUGUGCGCGCCUCCCCGCUCCUGUAAAAGCACACUCCGUACCUGAAAACCAUGGCCAUGAUGUUGUCACUUGUCA